CUGGCUGGCCUUGCAGAAGCUUUUGGACUUCAAGUACCAUGGUAACAGAGAAGGAAGUAGAGGCCAUUGGGCAGACCCUUUUGGAUCCCAAGCAGCCCCUGCAAGCUCGUUUCCGGGCCCUCUUCACCCUUCGAGGGCUAGGUGGGCCUGGGGCCAUUUCCUGGAUCAGUCAGGCCUUCAGGGAUGAGUCAGCCCUCCUGAAGCAUGAGUUGGCCUACUGCUUGGGCCAGAUGCAAGACACCAGAGCCAUCCCUGUCUUAGUGGAGGUACUGAAGGAUACAAGCCAGGAGCCUAUGGUUCGCCAUGAGGCUGGAGAGGCUCUGGGAGCUAUUGGCGAUCCAGCAGUGUUGGAACUCCUGAAGGAAUUCUCCAAGGAUCCUGUGAUUGAGGUGGCAGAGACAUGCCAAUUGGCAGUGCAACGACUAGAGUGGCUGCAGCAGAAUGGAGGAGAACCUACAGGUAGUCCCUACUUGUCUGUGGACCCAGCCCCACCAGCAGAGGAAAAGGACGUGAGCCGUCUUCGGGCAAUGCUAUUGGAUGAGGCAUGCCCACUCUUUGACCGCUAUCGGGCUAUGUUUGCUCUUCGAAAUGCUGGAGGCAAGGAGGCUGCACUGGCCCUUGCAGAAGGGCUGUGCUGCGGUAGUGCUCUGUUCCGACACGAGGUGGGCUAUGUAUUGGGCCAGCUGCAACAUGAGGCCUGUAUACCCCAGCUUACAGCUGCUCUGGCCUGCCAAGCUGAGAACCCCAUGGUACGACACGAGUGUGCUGAAGCCUUAGGCUCUAUUGCCCACCCUGAUUGUCUAGCAGCCCUUCGAGCCCAUGCAGCUGAUGGGGAGCGCGUAGUUCGUGAGAGCUGCGAGGUGGCCCUGGAUAUGUAUGCCUAUGAGAAUGGGUCUGAAUUUCAGUAUGCCAAUGGCCUCAGCCAGCUUCAUCUGCCCUCUGCUGGGCUGGAUGGAUUCUCCUGACUUUGUAAACCUGCUGCUGCCAUGCUCUGGUAGCUUCUACCAUCAUCUGCUUUGGCCUCAUCUUUCUUGCUCCCAGCCUACUUUGUCCUCUCAUGGGAAUGGCUACCCAUUGGAAUGGGACUGGAAACUUGAAAUGACCUGGGUGGGUUAGAAGAAGAUAGGAGCAAUUAGGGGUCUUCUGGGAAGGGGACAUUGGAUCUGUUGGAGAUGCCAGAAUCAACUAGGAGCCGGGCCAGUUCUUUGGGGAACAUAUCUUGUGUGUUGGUAUGAGAUCAAGAUCUCCUUCAAGGCAUUCUUCUCUUUUGGGACAGAAUCUAUUGGGAGCAGUUUGGGAUCUUUUGAUGGGGGACACAAGUGAGCCAUUGGGAAUGAGCUCAGAGUUUGCUAGAAGGUGUUGGGAUCUAUUGAAAUAAUAGGGCCUGUGGGGAGUAGAUUGGGAGUAUCUUCAGGGUUUUCUCGGGAGAAUCUAGUGGUAAUAUGUGAUCUAGAUUUAUUCAGAGAUAUUGGGAUUAUUUGUCAGUAAAACUAGGUUUAUUGGGGCUCUUUUGGAGAAGAUGUGGGAAAGAAUCUGGAUUGAUCGGGGGAAAAGGCAUAUGGGUGAAGCUUAUUCUGAAUUGCUGCUCUUUACCUGUCCAUAUGUCCCAGACCAUCUGGAGAACUUCUUUCUCUCUCAGUUGAUCAGUCCCUUCUUCCCAAGCCCUUGGUCAUUUCUACUUAGCCCAUGUCCUGCUGCUGUGUCUGCUCCAUUGCUUGCUAACCAGCCCAGUACUGAAGAGGGAAGCCCACCCAUUUGUAUUCCUUUUCCUACCAUCCACCCACUGCCUGUCUGGAAGAAAUGGAGAGUGCCUCUCCAGUCAGAUAAUUGGGAUGGGGGGAUGGGAACCCUUCUCUUUGAGAGAAGUGGAGUGGGGUGGAUCAUGAGGUGGAUAGAAUUCUGAAGUGAAUUCUUCCCAGGGAAAGAGAGCUGGGGUGGUAGGGUGUUGGGGAGAGGUGAGAGGAGGUCUGGAGUUGAGUCCCAGGAUAUAGAGGUCAUCUGAGCAGAAUAUUAAAUUAUUUCUCUGAAAAGAUCAUGUGACAUGUCUAUGUGGGGCGACAGGGUGAGAUGGAAAGAGCCCUGGACUGGAUGUCAGAAGGUCUGAGUCUAGUCCCAACUUUUGAACAAGUCUAUUUCCCUCAUUGGGCCGCAGAUGACCACUAAUGUCCCUUCUCGUUUUUUGAGAUGAUAAUCACAAUUAAGUAGUUUGUUGUAAAGAAUUCUGGACUAAAAGUCAGGAGAGGGGGCUGUUGGGUGGCUCAGUGGAUUGAGAACCAGGUCUAGA
Molecule: messenger RNA, 2284 nt
Organism: Gracilinanus agilis (Agile Gracile Mouse Opossum)
Lineage: Eukaryota; Metazoa; Chordata; Mammalia; Didelphimorphia; Didelphidae
Gene: DOHH
Product: deoxyhypusine hydroxylase
Exons: 4
Coding region: 39-965 (308 amino acids)
Biological process (GO): peptidyl-hypusine biosynthetic process
Molecular function (GO): deoxyhypusine monooxygenase activity
Source: RefSeq, a predicted model, not a curated record